This is a messenger RNA of Penicillium macrosclerotiorum, 1812 nucleotides long. Its product is annotated as Zn(II)2Cys6 transcription factor domain-containing protein. Gene Ontology annotation, biological process: regulation of DNA-templated transcription. Gene Ontology annotation, molecular function: DNA-binding transcription factor activity, RNA polymerase II-specific; zinc ion binding. NCBI's taxonomy places the organism in Eukaryota, Fungi, Ascomycota, Eurotiomycetes, Eurotiales, Aspergillaceae. The record is from RefSeq and is a predicted model, not a curated record. The coding region runs from base 1 to 1812 and encodes 603 amino acids. The transcript is spliced from 2 exons.
AUGCCUGGUGAGUAUUGCACACAGGUGGUUGAAGUCCCUAUCAGGCCUCUUAAAUCAAGAUCUGGGUGCAAAACCUGCAAAAUUCGACGAGUCAAAUGCGGAGAGGAAAAACCUUCAUGUGUCCGGUGUACUAGUACGGGUCGCAAUUGCAAGUAUGAAAGCACCGCGUCCGGGACAUUCUCAUCAACAUCUUUGCCUGUCUCGGUUCAUAGCAGCGGCCCGGAAUUCUCAUCAACAACCGUGUGGCGGGAGCGUCGAGCGUUCGCAUAUUAUUUUGAACAUACAGCGUCUCUUAUCGGCGGAGAACUUGAUAUCGAUUUCUGGCGCACUAUUGUGCCGCAGGUUUGUCAAGCGGAACCGGCCGUCUGGGAUGCUAUCAACUCGAUUAGUGCAUUGUUUGAAAGUUCCGACCCAUGUCCAGAACUGAUUCCUCUACGCAAUGGACCUUUUCUGGGACUCAAUCAGAACCAUCGAGACGCAUUAACAUGGUAUUCUCGGUCUGUAUCUGCUGUUCGCCAGCGAAUUGAACGCGGUAACGUGGAUAUCUUUGUUGGACUUGUGACCUGCAUUCUUUUUAUUUGCAUUGAGGCUCUUCAAGGAUGUUUUGAGGAGGCAGUGCAACUCUAUUGUCAGGGUGUCCAGCUCAUUCUCGUUUUCCGGGCUCAGGUAGCCACGGGAAGUAUAUCGGGAGAUCGUGCUCCCUUACUUGAAAAUACGAUAGUUCCCCUGUUUAUCCGUCUUGGAUCACUGGCUAUCACCAGCCCUAGUCCCCCAGUAGCUCCUUUGCUUCAAAGCAAUGGCCCUACAGUGACAAAAGCGUUCGGGUCUAUCAAAGCCGCCAGAGAAUCACUUUUGCUUCUUGCUGCAGAGGCUCAGCUCUUUGAGAAUACUUGCAAUGCAGAACAUCCAAUAAACUCAAGACUUGCAGAUAUACCGGAGGAGUUGAUAAAGCAACACGCCGUUCUGCUGUCUAGGCUCGGUGACUGGCACACCAAUUUUACAAACCUGAUGGUGUCGGUACGCAUGAAAAGUGUUCUAUCGUCACAGCAACUUGGUACUACGGCUAUGCUUCUUGCCUAUUAUGAAACGACAUUUAUCAUACUCUCGGUGUGCUUGUCUCCAUUGCAAAUCUCCACAGACGCCUAUCUGCCAAAUUUCCAACGAAUUCUUGAGCAGUGUAGCAUCACACUUCAAACCUUAGUGCGAUCCGAUGGGUCUCAAAUACCUUUCACUUUCGAAGCUAGUAUUGGGUUUCCGCUUUGGUUCACUGGUCUCAGAUGUCGCGAACCUCGAAUCCGACGCACCGCGCUGGCUCUUCUGCGUCGGUCUCCUCAUGUACAAGGCUUUCACAGGACUCUUCCCGGAAUAGUAUUUUGCGAAAGGAUUAUGAUACUAGAAGAAACAUCUGCCCUGGCAAAAAAUGAUACCAAGCGAACACUUGAUUCAAAUUCUUCGAUCACAUUUCGCCCAGCCAUAGCCUCCGAGUCUCAUAUGCGGAAUGAUUUGAGCAUUCAGAGUGAAACAAUGAUUGCCAUACCAGAACCGGAAUCCUAUGUUAACAACAAUACGGGUCCUGUUGGUACACAAUUAAAGACAUCCUUGGCAGCUCUCAUUCCAGAGGAGGCACGACUUGGACCUGUCAAUGUGUUUCGCCCGAGGGACGGGUUUCCUCAAGGGGCCAUGGGAAAAGACAUAGUGAAAUGGAAUGGAAAUCGCGAUCAAACGUUUCUGCAAUUCUGGAGACAUGAACUUGACCCCUUAACUGGCACCUGGCAGCCAGUUCAUGAAUAUAUUCCCAUAGACUUCUUUUGA